This is a messenger RNA of Propithecus coquereli (Coquerel's sifaka), 1960 nucleotides long. RefSeq names its product THAP domain containing, apoptosis associated protein 1 (gene THAP1). The record is from RefSeq and is a predicted model, not a curated record. The transcript is spliced from 3 exons. NCBI's taxonomy places the organism in Eukaryota, Metazoa, Chordata, Mammalia, Primates, Indriidae. Gene Ontology annotation, molecular function: sequence-specific DNA binding. The coding region runs from base 55 to 696 and encodes 213 amino acids.
GACAGCAGCUUCACCUGCCUUCUGGGGCGGCAGAAGUGACUGAGGACCGGAAGGAUGGUGCAGUCCUGUUCCGCCUACGGCUGCAAGAACCGAUAUGAUAAGGAUAAACCUGUUUCUUUCCACAAGUUUCCUCUUACUCGACCCAGUCUUUGUAAAAAAUGGGAGGCAGCUGUCAGAAGAAAAAACUUUAAGCCCACCAAGUAUAGCAGUAUUUGUUCAGAGCACUUUACUCCAGACUGCUUUAAGAGGGAGUGCAACAACAAGUUACUGAAGGAGAACGCUGUCCCCACGAUAUUUCUUUGUACCGAACCACAUGACAAGAAGGAAGAUCUUCUGGAGCCGCAGGAACAGCCCCCGCCCCCUCCUGCCACACCCCCCGUUUCCCAGGUGGAUGCUGCUAUUGGGCUGCUGAUGCCUCCUCUUCAGACCCCAGAUAACCUCUCGGUUUUCUGCGACCACAACUACACGGUGGAGGAUACGAUGCACCAGAGGAAAAGGAUUCACCAGCUGGAACAGCAGGUUGAAAAACUCAGAAAGAAGCUCAAGACGGCACAGCAGCGAUGCAGAAGACAGGAACGACAGCUUGAGAAGUUAAAGGAGGUUGUGCACUUCCAGAAGGAGAAGGACGACGUGUCAGAAAGAGGUUAUGUGAUUCUACCAAAUGACUACUUUGAAAUAGUUGAAGUACCAGCAUAAAAAAAUGAAACAGAUAUCGAUUUUUAAUGGGGCAAUACCACAUAUCCUCUUCUAGCAUAUAAAGGAGUUUCAUUUGAAAAAACAACACUUGAUUACUUAUAUAAACACAAUUCAGAAUAUUUUUUUAAAAAAAUAAAUUCGAUAUAUACUGUAAACUUAUACAAUUUUUUGUUUGUAAUUUCAAAGUUUUUACAUUUUAACAAAAUAUUUUAAAAGUUAUAAACUAACCUCAGACCGCCAAUGUAAGUUGGUUUCAAGAUUGGGGAUUUUUGUUUUUUGACUAUUUACAUUGAUAACGUAAAAGUAAAAUGCAAAGAGAAUGAGAACGGUGAAGUAAGGAUGAUUUAAGUUUAAAAUUUAAAACGAAUAUACUGUCUAUGGAGAGAACUUAGUUAUAUUUUAAAUCAGAAGUAUGGGUCAGAUCAUAGGAUACACACACUUAUACAUUCUUAUUUGUAAAGUCAGAAGGUUCAUUUAUCUUUCCGAAUCAGUUGUCAAGGGUAAAUUGGCAGGUCAAUCUUUGGGAAAAAAAAGAUCUAGUUGUCUUCAGAGCAGAAAAUGAAGAGUCAUUCCAUAUCUAAUCAAUAAAUAACUUUAUAAAGAAUGGAUUUUUAACAAGUGGGCCCCUAUUUUCUCCCCCACUCUCUAGCAUUAUAAAAUUAAAAGUGUAUUUCAGAGGAAGAAACAUUCUUCAAUAAAUAAAAUCAGGCAUUGUUAUCAAUGAAGUAAUUAAAAUUGGGGCCUGAUCUGUGAUGUGCUUUUUUCUCUCAUUGCCCUCUGGCUAAAGGACAUCCAGUUCCCCAACAGUAGUGUAUCUGCAUCCAAAUCUCUGACAGAUGUGUUGUGUUAGUAGAGUGUGAUUUGUAUCCUGAUGUGGUAAUCUUGCACUUGACUGAUUGAUUUUGGUCAAGGCAUCACAUAAUAAGUUAUUUCUUCACUUUUAACACAAGUUAGAAAUUAUAUCCCAUUUACUUAAAUGAGUGAUUUAUAUUCAAAAGCAACCUAGUAGGUAGUGUUUAUUUUACUGAAUGUUGAUACAAGCACAGAGGUUUCUGUUCAAACUGUGAGUUGUGUUCUGACUUUGUAAGAAAUCUUGCAUUAUUUGAAAUGAAAAUAUGUUCUGAGUAAACAUUGCUAUCGGAAUUCUCUAUUUAGAUUUAGAAUAACUGUUUCACUAUAAUUAUUAAUUUUAUAUUUCAGAGUACACUGAGAUAGUUGAAGAGUAAUAGACCCUUUAAGACAAUAUUAAAGAUGUGAAACAAUG